AGUGCCAUAUUGUCCAAUCAACGAGUCGCUGCGCGGAGCUCCGGGAGCAGUUUGAGUCGGGCAGGCGGACAGACAGCAACCCCAGCGCCGUGCGCGGAGCCUCGGAGCACCGCGGGAGGGAAGAGCUUCCACCGCAACGACAAAACCGAAGAGAUAAUUUUUUAUAAAACGCGUCCUCGUAGUGUUUUUUUACGCUUUCUUUUGUUUUUUUUUUCUGUCUUUUUUUCCUCUGUCGACUGGAGGAGCGAGCGACCGAGAGACAAGAGCUUCACUGCGGCUAAUCAAUUUGCGUUUCCAGACGUGGGAAUUACAAUGAAAAAUGUAGGUGACACAUUUCCCCUCACCGUCCAGGAAUCACAGAAGGAGCCCGGCGAAUAGAGGAAGGAAACAGGAGGGGAAAAUGGUGCCGCAUCUAUAGGAUCCUCUCUGUGGAGCCCCUGCGUAAAAGGAAAAACAGUGUGAAAACUGGUGAACGAGUGGAUGUCAAGCUGUGAGAGGAGCAGAAUAGAAGGUCUGAUCCAGAAUCUUCAGCUGCUUUCAAAGCCGAGGCUCCUCAUUAAGUGUCCCUCCUGCUUUUCCACAGUAUUUUUUAUUUUUGACGUAGUGGGGAUCACGGUUUUUGACACUUUUUUGUUUUUAUUCCAAGCAAGACCAAAACCAGGUGCCAAACUGACUGUGUCAAGAGAAGAAGCAAAAAAUCUUACACAUCUCCAAUUCAUCGUAUAAAGAGUUUAACUUUUAAUACCCGAUUUAGUAACAAACACACAGCUUUAUUUUUCUCCCUCACAUUACAACACCUCACAUCGCAUUAAAAUCUCGUUUAAUAGUUUCUAUCCAUCGUCUCCAGUCAGUGUUUGCUGCUCUUAGUGCUAAAACUGCGUGAUUUUUUUCCUCCUGAGACGAUGAUCAGUGCAUUAUUGGUUCAAAGUGCUUUAUAUACGCGUCCUCCAGCCGAUGCUGUGCUUGUAGGAGGUGCGUGGUGAGCAGCGAUAACUUUCUGCUGCGCUCCGACGCCGUCUGAACACUUUAACGCUUCGGCAGGACGGCGUUUGACUGGCAGGCGACACGAGCCACGUCUACCCUGAUAAAUACGCCACCGCUGCUGCUGCUGCUGCUAUCUCUAAGGCUUCAGUCUGCGCUGUGAAACACUGUCGACACUUUGCCUAUCUCCUUCUUCCAGUCCCUUACACGAGAGACGCCUCUCGCUCUCCGUCGUCGUCUGUUUCUUCCACAUGUGGCUCUCGGUGACACCACGCCGAACCACCUGAAGGCCCCUUUAUCUACUCCCAGUGACCUCUUCGACCUUUUUGCAUUCUUCCUUUUACUCUACGACAAACAUGCAAUUUAAAACCUUUCACUGUACUUGCAUUUUUUGUGGCAGGAGAUCAGUUUUGUAAAAAAUAAAAAAGGAUAAAAGAACAUAACCUAAAGCCAUACUAAACACCAGCCAUACGGAUAUCUUUUACAUCUACUGAACUCAUCACAGCGUUUUCCUCAACAAACGUUGGUGCACGCACACAUUCAGGGAGUCGACGGAGAAACUUCUAGCGUGAAAACGACCCUAAGUUUCCUACGUUUGGAUGAAAAAACGGCUUUGUAAGUUCUGACUUUUUCUACCCGCGUUUUUCUGGAUCGUGCUCCGUCCUGAAUCGAGUUCCCGUCGUCGCCCUGCGUUCCUCUGCGUUGACGGAUGAAUCCGGACAGUUUCAUGUCUGUUCUGUGGGCAGAACCUCGCUGCCCUGCUAGAACCGGGCCCAAGCCCUCCUUCGUCCUCUUCUGCUGGGCCAAGCUAAAUUCAGAGCAGAGACACUCGCAUAAGGGAAUCGAUCGUACAUAGAUCCUCACUUUUCUAAUCCUUCCUCGCUAUCGAUCGCUCUUUAAUGAAUGCCUUGACGUCUGCUCUGCCGUCCUCUGGUAGCAGCUGGAAGGACUUUUUCCUACAGAUUUGAUGCUGCUUCAUGCCAGCACUCGUCACACUUUUAAAUCCAAACCAAAAGCUCCAGCAUAUUGACCUUUACCGAUUCGCUAAAUUUUUCGAAGGGGAGAGUUUGUUUAUCGAUGUGAAAGAAAUUAAAGUCACAGCUUGUGCCAAAUUCACACAGACUUCCUCUUAGCUUGUUCACCAAGCACAGCUGAGAUCUGUGAAGCUGCCAGCGCCGCUCGUUGUUUACAAGGCUCAACACACACGGAGCGUGAUAUUUAAUUUGAUUACUAAAGAAGACGUUUUGUUUGUUUCCAUGUAAGAUUUUAACACGUUUGGUUAUCCAACAGAAGUGCCAAACUCCAGGAAGAUUACAUCCAGCAUCCGUCAACGCUCAUCAGAUCUACAAAGUUUACAUACAGCGCUAAAUGUUUACAGACCGCAGUUCCAUUUCCGUUGAUGUGAAUCGUAACUUUCGUGCCAUAAACAGCAGAACUCUCUUCAGUAGGAAGAGGCUCUUUAUAUUAAGAGUUUACACUUUUCUCGCUCUCAUUUUGUUUACAGAAAACCUGAAAAUACUGCCUGUUUGGAAGAUUUAGAGUUCUGGCCAGUGGACUGUAAAAUGGCACUUUGUCAACAAACAGACCAAAAUUAAACAUCCAACACACGCUGCCAUUAAAACGAACCCAACGAUUCAGUUUUUAUGAUUUCAGAUCCAUCGAACAGGCAGUUAGCAUCGCGCCUACAAACUCUGAAAGACCUCAAUGUUUACAAAAGCUGCUGACUGGAAGGAGAAAUGUUUACAUGCAGAUGGAGGAGUGAAACGCUGAACACGUUCAUGUAACAUCUGCUGAGAAGCCCUCUGAACGUUGUCUUCAUCAGACUGAAGGUUUUUAUAAGUCAAAGGAGGACCGCUCACACCAGACUGGAACUAUUUCUGAUCAGUUUUUUAACAGCAGAUCGAGAACUUUGAUACACAAUGAGACGUGCGACGACAAAGGGGAUGUUUUGCUUCUCCCUCGUUCUCCUGCUUUUCUGCUGCCUGGCUGUUUCCACGGUAACCAUCACCACGGAGCGACGCGCUGCCGACGGUGAUGUCAGGACUCUGACCGGCGGCUCCACAGCGGCUGGGAAAGCCAGCGCCACCUUGUUCCUGCUGACCGGCUACAAGCCUCCACUGCCACCGCCGCCCGUCGGACCCAAGGUGGCGCCGAAAGCAGCCGAGGUGGAGGACGGGGACGACCCGCCGGUGGUGGCCGAGCUGCCUCCAAAGCCCCUCCCUCAAACCAUGUUGCCAAGGAACGUGACGGCAGACGCCCUGAAGCCCCCGCUGGGAGCCGCCCAGGUGGCUCCGCCCCCCAGACAGCUGGUGGACGUGGACGUGUGCAGGGGGUACUUUGACGUGAUGGGGCACUUCGACAGCACCUUCAACUGCUCCCAGGGCAGCUACAUCUACUGCUGUGGAACGUGCCACUACCGGUUCUGCUGCGAGCACCAGAGGAACCGGCUGGACCAGGACUCCUGCAACAACUACAUCUCCCCGGUCUGGGCCGACCCCCAGGUCACGGUCACGGUGCCCACCGGAAACAAGCCCGACCCGGACUUUGAGACGCUGCAGCAGCAGAACAGCAGUACGGCCUACGUAAUUGGAGGGGUGAUCUCCUUCACUCUGGUGGUGGCCGUGGGCGUCAGGAUCGCCUUCAGCAAGGUGGCACGCCGGCCUCGCAACCGAGACAUCAACAUGCCCAGAUCUCUGGUGGACAUCUUACGUCACCAGUCCAGUCCUGUGCAGCAGGGAGAGAGGAACAACACCACGGUGUUGACCACCACCACCUCAGACGGACGCACGUCCAAAAACGUCUACACGCCCAUCCUGCAGAUCAAAGACAACCGCACUGGGAACUUGCUCCACCAUUUUAACCAGCAGGGGUCUGCUUCCAGCCCCAAACACUCUGCUACCAUCGAGCGUGGAUCUCGAAUGAACAACACCCCCCAGCUCUCCUCCGGGCCCACCCUGAUUUCCAGCAGCAGCAAAGGUCCCGGAGGCGGCGGCAGCAUCAUGGGAGGGGGCAUGAGGCACAACAGCAGCCACCCGUCCUUCUCCCACUCCUUCCACAACCUGGCACAGCUGCCGCCGUCCUACGAGGCGGCCAUGAAGCCGGAGAUCAGCCGCUACAGCUCCCUGAAGAGGCUAGAGAAAGAACUGGAUGAGUAUUCGGGCUACUACUCCUCCAAACGUCGCUCCAACAACGCCCCGCCCUCCUUCCACUCCUCCCAGCACCACCUGCCCUACGGAGGCGACUACACGCUGGGCUCCAGAGGGACGCUGCCCCUCCACGGCUCCCGGCCUCACCUCCACAUCCCGGCCUCCACCCCCAACCCCUACCCGCUGCCGGCCCAGUCCCAUUACACCAGCUCCUCCUUCGACAGGCCGCCGCGACGCGUCCGGUCCCAGGACCAGCUGCUGGCCUUCGGGGAGGGAAACACGCUGUCCCGCCUGUCCAAGAACCAGCAGCACCAGUACUACAAAGCCUUGAUGAGCAACAGCAGGAGCUCCACGUCACAGACGCUCCGCAGGUCCCAUGAGAGGCUGCUGGUCUCCCCGGACCGCCUGGAGGACCGUCUGCUGGCCAUGGGGCUGCUGCUGGGUGGAGGUGAGCGGGGCGGAGGCAGCGGCAUGGUUCCCACCAUGGGCCGGCUCAGCCACCACCAGAAGGCCCAGUCCCAGCAGAACAUCUGCGUCACGCCGUCCAUGGACCGCCACCACAUGAUCAAGAUGAACUCCCACCCGACGCCGGGCCACGACCACGACCGCGGCUCGGCCAUGUCGGGGAUGGGCGUGCACGGCUGGGACUCCCACGGCGGCUCGUCCGGAGGUCACCCCAACGCCCGGCGGAUGGCCUUCGCCAGCAAGAGGCAGAACACCAUCGAACAGCUGCACUUCAUCCCCGGAGGAGGAGGACAGGGACUGCGGACUGGGAGUAAGAACGAAGUGACAGUGUGACGGGAAGACGCAGAGAAGCCGAAGACGGGAUGCAGCGAAGAGAAGAGGUUUGAUCUGAGCCUCACAGGGCGGCACUCAUCCCCUCCACCAAACAUUCACCUCAUCGUGAGUUCAGCCGAUCGAUUCCCUCAUCGUCACUCUGUGGAUUGAAAAAAGAGAAAUUCCAGCCAUUCUUUGUAAAGGGAAGACGCAUCGCCACAUGAAAAGCGCAAAAAAAGAAGCGGCUUACAGGCUGCUGGGUAUUCGCUGUGACUUUUAUUGAAGGAUAUCCGCUGAGUCAGAUCUGCUGAGUCGUCCUUGAGUUUUAUUGCUCCGUCCUCGGAGUCCUCGAGUGCUCUGGAUUCAUCUGGAUGACGGAGGCAGACGGUUUGCUUGUCUUUGUAUUUAUAAAAGUAUUUAAAACCAAACGAGUUGCUUUUGUAUGAAAUUAACCUGAUAAUAAUAAUGAUAAUAAUAAUAAUAACAUUACUGAGCCCUGUAGGAGUUUUGUGUAUACUUAGCUGACAACAUAUUUAUCCUUUAGCCGGCCAGUUUGUAACCUAAAGGUUGGACAUGUGAUUGGACUUUCAAAGUAAAACUGUUAGCCGUCGUCUGAUCGCUUUAAGGCUUUAAUCACGGUAGAUAAACAGAAAAAAGAAGCCAUUUUUGAGAGAAAACAGAACUCACAGCUUCCCAAACUGCUGCCAUAAAGGCCCAGUCACACCAGCAUUUCACAAUAAAAUCACGUAAAUGCACGUUUUUGUGUUGCCAACGUGGAGGAAGCUGUCGGAGCUGAUGGGCUGUGUCGCUCCUUUGAAUGACUUUGGUGAAGCUAUUGCCCCGUUAGCGACUUAGCUUCUUCUCCACUCUCCACAGUAACUGUAAAUUGGAUGAAAUGAUGUAAAGUCCCAAGAAGAACAUGUGAACAAGCAGAGAAAGAGAAACUAGAAUCUUGUGGAGCUGCUCUGAUGGACACAGUGAGCCUAACUCACCCUGCCUUCUUUCUAAAUCCAAAUGUUCCACUAAAGGUGUUUUUCCACUAGCACCUUCUCGACUCGACUCGGUUUAGGUCGUCUUCCAUUAGUCGAGUACCACCUCAUCAUUGGUGGAGUCGUCGUAGCACGGCGGGUCCCUUAACGUCUUUGCGACACAAACACAACCCAACAGUGGAGGACAUGGAGGUGAUGGUACACUGCUGCUCGUUUACGGCUUUUUGUCACAUUCAGUCAGUCCAAUCAGAGGCCUGCGCUCUGUAGACGUCACAUCAUCGGCUCCACUCAGCUCACUUAGAACCUUGACCAGCAGGAACUAAACUAGUAGCUGGUACCAGGAACUCGGUCCUGAUGGAAAACCUCACAAACUGAGUAGAGUAGGUGCUGGUGGAAAAGCUCCAUAAGACGUGUGGAUGCUGUGUUUCUGGUGUGAUCGGGCCUUAGGAGUAAAAAUUCACGUCUUAUCUUAGCUGAAGCCUUUUGUACAGUGAACUUAGUGGGUGUUUAUCAUCUAUGGAACAUUGUGCUGUGACCCUUUUUGCGUAAUAAUUAGUUAGAAGGUUUGGAGUUUGACCCCCCCAUGAAGAAGAUGCAAAUACAAACCAGAUCCCUCGACGAGUUCGUAUAGAGUCAACGGUCUUUCUCGACAUUAAAAGUUUCUCGUUGCUCAGUUCAGCUGCUCACCUCGUCUGAAGGAAGGCGUGGACGACGGACACUUCACACCAAGGGCUAAACCGAUCAUCUUUGUGUGUCUGUGCUCUGUACAGCGUCUGCUUCUCAUUUCCUGUUGUGUCGGGAGGCAUGCUCGUGCAUAUUUUCACACAUUUUCUGUUUUUCUUCCCGUGUAGAGAGAAAAUAUGAACAUGAGAGGAAAAAUCUGGAGCUUUUUUUGUGUAAAAUCAGUUUGUUGGAUAAGAGGUGAACAUCACGAUGUCAUUUCUUUGUAAGCUUUCCUUUCGUUUCCUGGCUGUGAGAUGGACCUUAGAUUUACCCUUUACUGGGUGUAAACCAGAGGUGUCCAACAUGAGGCCCGUGGUCCAAAAGUGGUCCUCCAGAGGGUCCAAUCCGGUCCUCAAAGUGUAAAAAUUACAGAGAAGACAUUAACUGCAGAUUGUAUAUUAAUAAAACUAUAAAUUUAAAAUCAUUUCUAGACCAUGACAAGUAAAAUACGAGAUUGUCCAUUGUUCUUUUGUCAUUUUGUGUCUCAUUUAUGUGAUAUUUUGUCUUGUUUUUGUCGUUUUUUUGCCUUUUUUGUCUGACUUUUGUCAUUUGUCUCAUGUUUUUGUCGUUUUGUUUCCUUCAUGUCUCACUUGUGUUUAUGUCCAUUUUUUUGUCGCUUUGCAACUUUUUCGUCUUUUUUGGUCACUUUUUGUUUUGUUUUGUGUUCGUUUCAUUUUGUCUCAUUUUUAAAAUAUUUUGUCUUAUUUUUGUUGUUUUUGUCAAUUUUUUCUCUUUUUUUUGUUUUGUUUCGAGUCGUUUGUCUCAUAUUUGGUCAUAUUUUUUUCUUGUUUUCAAUGUUUUGUGUCUUGUUUUUGUAAUACUUUGUCCUUUUUUGUCUUUUUUUGUCUCUUUUUGUCAUUUUGAUCACAAAGUGAAAUACUAUAUUGUUCAGUUCCAGAUACCUGUGAUUAAAAUUAGGAGUUGUGGUUAAUUCUAGGUUAUAAUGCGGUGAUUUUACUGGUCAGUGGAGGUCAGAUUGGACCGAAUAUGGAACCUGGACUGAGAUGAGUUGACACCCCUGGUUUCUGGGUUCCUGAGGCCUUUUUUAAGGUCUUGAGAUUCCCCUCUGAGUUGUAUUUAAAGACAGACAUGAUUGAUGACUGAAGCCACCUGCUAGCUGAUUUUAGUGUUUUAUUCCAUGUGCUCACGUGUUAAUGGUUUAUGUAAAAAGAAAAAAACUAUUCCCCCUCAAUGAGACUAUAAACGCUGUUACCAUGACCUUUUCUUUCCGUCUUUUACUUAAACACGUAUUUAUUUUUUUAAAUCUCUGUGAAUUUUAACGUAUAAUCCUGGAUUUUCAAUAUUAAAACUUUCUAGUGGAACUUAAAAAAAUUAAAAAGACACAGAAAAACAUUUGUAUUCACCAACAGAACAAAAAAAACAACAAAAAAGAGCCGAUGCAAUCAGAGAAAAGACGGAAGUGCAUGAUGAUGUCAGAAGCCGGUGUUGGUGAUGUCAUAGUGCUGACUCAUGAUGUCACGGCGUGCGUGUGUAAACGUACAUGUUUUAAUUUGUGUGUGUAACUUUGUGUCUUCUCGUUGGGAAUGCCGAACCUCGUCUUGUCUUCGGAGACGGUUUUAGACUCGAGAUGCGACCGUCUCGUCUUCAUAUCAAGCUGUAAUGAAACUUUAAAGGCCUGUCGUAGUCGCAUUUUCAAUUGUUUUUAUUUUUCAAAAGGAAUAAAAGGGACAUCGAUCAAUCACAGCUUUUUCUCGUCGAGCUACGUUCACCAAAGCGAGGACUUUUCAGACGUUUGUAAAUUACCGAAGGCUUUUAUUGUGAAACGGCGGAUAUUUUAUCACACGGUUGGUGUCGCUACCGUUUAAUAUGCAUCUGCUUUUCCUCAUUUGUGCUCAUUUUAACAGGAUUAUAAGGGCACAGAAUUUACAAAAGCAGCUUUUUUAAAGUUGCGAUACAAGGGAAUGGAGCGUUUUUCUUGCUAAAGUGAAGGAGAAUGUGCGGAGAAUUUGGGAUGGGAAGGCUGUUUGGUUUUUGUUAUCUCACUAACUUUUAAAGAGGCAAAAAGAAAGAGGAGGGAGGAGACGUAAACGACGUGUGAAAUUCAGCUGUACUUUUAAUGUCUCGCUCAUUUCUCCUCGUAACUUCGAAGGUCUGAUACAGAUGUUGUAAUCCGUGUUCCCUGAUUAAACUGUGUGUGUGCGCGGGUGUGUGUGUGUGAGUGUGUGUUAACCACUGGGAGUGAGGCAUGGACAUAUUUGUAUUCUCAAAGCUACUCUGCAUACCUCAAAUUGUACGAUACAUUUAUUUAUAACAUCCCCUUCUAUGUCUAUUUCCAAGAAUAUCCAAACAAAGGUCUCACAGAUGUGCAACCCUUUUGUUAUUGGUGAUCAAUUCUUGCGUUUGUAGAAAUCAUACUGUUUAAUUGCUAAUAACAAUAAAAAAAUCCCACUAAACCUCG
Molecule: messenger RNA, 9035 nt
Organism: Acanthochromis polyacanthus (spiny chromis)
Lineage: Eukaryota; Metazoa; Chordata; Actinopteri; Pomacentridae
Gene: shisa7b
Product: shisa family member 7
Exons: 10
Coding region: 2901-4925 (674 amino acids)
Biological process (GO): regulation of AMPA receptor activity; regulation of short-term neuronal synaptic plasticity
Cellular component (GO): postsynaptic membrane; dendritic spine membrane; AMPA glutamate receptor complex
Source: RefSeq, a predicted model, not a curated record